Hypoxylon fragiforme is the source of this 3538-nucleotide messenger RNA. Its product is annotated as glycosyltransferase family 39 protein. Bases 312 to 3107 code for a protein of 931 amino acids. Gene Ontology annotation, cellular component: endoplasmic reticulum; membrane. The record is from RefSeq and is a predicted model, not a curated record. The transcript is spliced from 5 exons. Lineage: Eukaryota; Fungi; Ascomycota; Sordariomycetes; Xylariales; Hypoxylaceae. Gene Ontology annotation, molecular function: dolichyl-phosphate-mannose-protein mannosyltransferase activity. Gene Ontology annotation, biological process: protein O-linked glycosylation via mannose.
AGAAUAUCAACCCUGUCUCUUUGAAUGGGAUUUUUAUUGUCCUACUUGUCUUCUUGUAAUUUAUUACUUCCUAUUUUACUUCUUAACUUUCAUUAACCUGUCUGUCAAUUUCCUUCUCCCGUCAUACUUGUGCGCCAUAGCUCACAAAGCUAGCUCUCGUAUCACGGGCAAGCCAACUUUCGAUGCUAGCACGUCCUCAAAGAGGCCACCUCACCACUUAUUUUCAUCCUCUCCAGACCCUUCAACAUUACCCUUGAGCAUUUCUCUCGGCAAGUUCUACAGCAGUUCAAUUCUGCACAUACCGACCGAAAAUGGCGAGGUCCAGUUCGACCAAGCCGCCUACUUCGAAAGGCGGCACGUUUACACCACCCAGGUACAAAAACCAAGUCAGAAAGCGUCACGAUGAUUACACCUCGGACGGCGUCGAGGAUAAUGAUAUCUUCCUCCUGCCAAUUUCCGACUAUCAGAUCAUGGUCGUCUUGACCAUUCUUGGAGCUCUUGUGCGAUUGUUCCGCAUCUACCAACCCACCAGUGUCGUCUUUGACGAAGUCCAUUUCGGUGGUUUCGCGAGCAAAUAUAUCAAGGGUAAAUUCUUCAUGGAUGUCCAUCCACCCUUGGCCAAACUACUCAUCACACUCUUCGGCUGGCUCGCUGGUUUCAAUGGCAACUUUGACUUCAAAGAGAUUGGCAAGGAUUACCUGGAGCCGGGUGUUCCAUACGUGUCCAUGCGAUUGUUCCCGGCUAUCUGCGGUAUACUAUUGGUCCCAACUGUCUUUUUGACUUUAAAAGCUUCUGGUUGCCGUACUGCUACCGCUACUCUUGGAGCCGCUUUCAUUAUCUUCGAGAAUGGCCUACUUACUCAAGCCCGUCUAAUACUACUCGAUGCUCCUCUCGUUAUUGCAACCGCGUUCACGGCACUCGCCUUUACAUCUUUCACCAACCAGCAUGAGCAGGGCCCCACCAAGGCAUUUGAUGCUAGCUGGUGGUUUUGGCUCGCCAUGACCGGUCUAGGAAUGGGUGUUACCGUUAGCAUCAAAUGGGUUGGUUUGUUCACAAUCGCCUGGGUUGGUUCUUUGACUCUAGUCCAGCUGUGGGUACUACUGGGCGACACCAGGACUGUCACCAUGCGCAUCUUUGCGAAGCACUUUUUGGCCCGUGCUUUCUGCUUGAUCAUCGUCCCGAUUACCUUCUAUAUGGCUAUGUUUGCCAUCCACUUCGUCUGCUUGAAAAACCCGGGCGAUGGCGAUGGAUUCAUGAGCUCUGAAUUCCAGGCUACCUUGAAUAAUAAGGGUAUGCGAGAUAUGCCAGUCAAUGUUGCUUUCGGUAGCCGCGUCUCCAUCCGACACUGGAACACCCAGGGAGGUUACCUCCAUUCUCAUUCCCUAAUGUACCCGACGGGCAGCCAGCAACAACAAAUUACCCUCUAUCCUCAUAAAGACGAGAACAAUGUUUUCCUGUUCGAGAACCAGACUCAGCCGUUAGAUGCUAGCGGCGAGCCUAUCAAUGGUACACUAGCUUGGGACAAUGUGGCCAACAUAACCGAGAACUACAUCAAGGACGGUGACGUUAUCCGACUAUACCACAUUGCUACUCACCGCCGCCUUCAUUCUCACGACGUUCGGCCACCAGUCAGUGAGGCCGAAUGGCAAAAUGAAGUAUCCGCCUAUGGAUAUGAAGGAUUUCCCGGUGAUGCCAAUGACUUGUUCCGCAUAGAAAUUGUCAAGAAGCAAUCCCGCGGUGCCAUCGCCAAGGAACGGCUUCGUACCAUCCAAACCAAGUUUCGGCUAAUUCACGUCAUGACUGGCUGCGCGCUCUUCUCUCAUAAGGUCAAGUUGCCUGACUGGGCAUCUGAGCAGCAGGAAGUUACGUGCGCGAAGGGCGGUACUCUUCCCAACAGCAUAUGGUUCGUUGAAACUAACGAGCACCCGCAACUUGGUCCCGAUGCUGAGAAAGCCAACUAUGUCACCCCUGGAUUCUUCGGUAAAUUCUGGGAGUUGCAAAAGGUGAUGUGGAGAACAAAUGCCGGUCUGGUCGAGUCCCACGCCUGGGACUCUCGUCCAGAAUCAUGGCCAAUUCUCCGUCGUGGUAUCAAUUUCUGGGGCAGAGAUUACCGUCAGAUCUACUUGAUCGGCAACCCCAUGAUUUGGUACACGUCGAGUCUUGCCAUCGUCGUUUAUAUCGUGUUCAAGGGUAUUGCCAUUCUUCGAUGGCAGCGUAGCUGCAACGACUACUCUAACGCUACCUUCAAGCGAUUCGACUACGAGAUCGGGACUUCAGUUCUUGGGUGGGCUCUGCACUACUUUCCAUUUUUCUUGAUGCAGCGUCAGCUCUUCCUUCACCAUUACUUCCCUGCAUUAGUUUUUGCCAUCAUGGCCUUCUGCCAGAUUUACGACUUUACAACUGCUCGAUUUUCGGUUCCUGGUAUCAGAGCGAAUCCCAUCAUCAAUAAGGUCGGUGUCAUUGCGCUCUUGGCCAUCGCUGGAGUCGUAUUCGCCCUCUACUCUCCCCUCGCAUACGGCAAUCCCUGGACCAAGACCGAAUGCAGACGCAUGAAACUUUUCGACACUUGGGAUUGGGAGUGCAAUAACUUCUUGGAUAGUUAUGAUGCAUAUUCAAGCCUUGGUUCUGUCCCAAGUGUUUCUCAGACGGCCCAACAACCUGCUGUAGGAAAUGUGCAGCCGCCAGCUCAGCAACCUGUGGCCGGCGGUGUUCAAGAAGGCAUCUCGGGUGCACCGAAAUUCGAGCCCGAGGGUCAAAAAGUAGUUGGCCGAGAGGAGCGAGUCGAGUAUCGCGACCAGGAUGGUAACAUCCUUAACGAGGAGCAGGUGAAAGCACUAGAGGGCAAGGUGGAGUUCAAGACUAAGUACGAAACAAGAACGCGCGUUGUGGACGGCAACGGCAAUGAAGUAGAGGUGCCAGUAGAUGAGUUAGCGGGCGUUGGCGUGGCACCGCCACAUCCCGACGUCCAAGGUGCUGACCAGGAGACCAAGCAGCUAGUCAACGACGAUGCCAUCCCUAAGGAGGCAUCGUCGAGCAAGGAUGGCGAGAAAGAAGCCGAAAACUCGGUUCCUAAGCCCGCCAGUGAGGGCAAUGAGGCGACCGUCUAAUUAGCAGUCUGACUACCUCGGUCUGUCGGUCAACCCAUCCCUUAGCUUAAUCAUGCCCAAGUCUCGUUACAAAACCACCAAAGAGAAAAUCCCCACUAGUAUUGAUUCUUCUGAGAUUCUUCUACGCGUCAAAGCAUCUAACUUAGGGAGUUGGAUGACAUCGUUGUCAGCUAGGCUCAUGUUGUAUUACCACCAUACUAAUGAAGAUGACGGACGAUGAAAAGGAAGUUGGGGAAGGCGGAAUGCGAACCAAAAGAAUUUUGAGGACAUUGAUGUGGUUGUCCUACGAGGACAACUUAAGCUAUCUCAGUUUACCUGCUGAUCGCAGACUGUUUCCUUUAUAAUCUAAAGAUUCCACUAUGCCUAUUGUCUCUUGAAUUGCAUAUCUGCCCAGUAUGUUUCUACUUUAGUAUCGCCUUGAAGAUUCGUAA